AUGAAGAAAGACUGCGAGCAACACUUCCAAGCAACAAUCGAUCGUGACUCUAACGGUCGAUACAUAGCACAGUAUCUGAAGAAGACUGGUUUCCACGAGAAUAUCGGUGAUUCUGGGAACACGGCUUUGGGACGAUUCGAUCAACUGGAGAGGAGACCGGUCAUCCAGGACGAUUUGCUAGAUCUCAUGAUCCGAUUUCGCAAGCACACCGUAGCAUUGGUGGCGGAUGUGGCUAAAAUGUAUCGCCAAGUGUGUAUUCAUCCCCUCCAAUUUUUCGCCACGCGUUUACUAAAACAACUCGCAUCAGAUGUUGGUAGCAAAUAUGAGUAUGCUGGCACAGUGGUGCCGAAUGACUUUUAUAUGGAUGAUUUUCUCUCAGGAGCAGAUACGGUUGAGACGAAGAAGCUUAGAAAAGAUGUGCAGUCUCUCAUGGCUGAGGAAGAGUUCGAACUGCGGAAGUGGAGCUCGAAUUCUUCAGAUGUGUUGAGUGGCUUGCCUCCUGAUGCACUUGAGGAUCAAUCGACGCUUUAUCUUGAUGCAGAGCAGAAGGUGAAGACGCUAGGAGUGGCAUGGGAGACGGGAACGGACUGUUUACGCGUCGACAUACCUACACUAAGGGAGGAAGAGCACUGGACGAAGAGACUAAUCUUUUCAACGAUCGCUCAACUGUACGACCCUCUCGGAUUAGUUUCUCCGGUUGUGGCAUGGGCGAAAAUACAGAUGCAACAUCUUUGGUUGGUGUCUGUUGGCUGGGACGACAAGAUCCCAUACGAGAUUUGUGGAAACUGGAAGGAUUUCUAUGAGCAGCUUCCACUGCUGCAAAGCUUCAAGGUCCCACGUUGCGUUUUCGUCCCACAAUCAACAAAUUCCCACUUCCAUGUAUUCUGCGAUGCAUCGGAAGCCGGAUACGGGGCGUGCAUCUACGCGCGAUCUACCAAUGGGGAAGGUGAACACAUCUUGCAGCUAAUCGCUUCCAAAUCGCGGGUAGCACCAAUCAAACGGCUCAGUUUGCCACGUCUCGAGCUGUGA
Armigeres subalbatus is the source of this 1029-nucleotide messenger RNA. RefSeq lists its product as uncharacterized. Bases 1 to 1029 code for a protein of 342 amino acids. The transcript is spliced from 3 exons. The record is from RefSeq and is a predicted model, not a curated record. Lineage: Eukaryota; Metazoa; Arthropoda; Insecta; Diptera; Culicidae.